Messenger RNA from Filobasidium floriforme, 3668 nucleotides. RefSeq names its product NADPH-cytochrome P450 reductase-like protein. Gene Ontology annotation, molecular function: heme binding; aromatase activity; iron ion binding. Gene Ontology annotation, cellular component: cytosol. Lineage: Eukaryota; Fungi; Basidiomycota; Tremellomycetes; Filobasidiales; Filobasidiaceae. Bases 198 to 3413 code for a protein of 1071 amino acids. The record is from RefSeq and is a predicted model, not a curated record. The transcript has 17 exons.
GUUGGAUAGGGGACACGGUAAUCACCUACAAUCUGUCAGUAACCGGUCGCAGAACGUCGGCUGCCGGGUAGUCUCUCCUAUGGCCUGGGUCUGGGUGUAUAUACAGCCACGAACAUGUUUGUCGAGACAUCGAGAUCCUCCAUGACCGUGCAUCUCUUGCGCCUAUCCACUCGACGCAACGUCUUUGAACCAUCAUCAUGUCUUCCGAAACUACCACCACCACUGAUACUACCAGCGACUUUCAACUCCGACCUAUCCCUCAACCGCCUCCCCGUCUCCUCCUGGGCAACCUGACGGACAUCGACAAGGAAGAUGCCAUAGGUUCCAUCACCCAGAUGAUCCGUCGGUACGGCGAGAUCGUCAAGCUCCAAGUCCCCAACGGGCCCAAGAACGGCAGGCUGUUCGUAGGCAGUCAGAGGCUCGUACAUGAGAUAGCCGAUCAGGAGAGGUUCGAAAAGGUCGUCAGUGGGGCUUUGGAGGAGGUCAGGAGUUUGGCUGGGGAUGGCCUGUUCACCGCUUAUAGCAAGGAAGAAUCGUGGGCUAUCGCUCACCGGAUCCUCAUCCCAGCUUUCGGACCCCUGAGUAUCAGGAACAUGUUUGAAGGGAUGGUCGAUAUCGCUACUCAGCUGGUCGACAAGUGGACCCGGUUUGGAGACGCUAGGAUCGACGUGACUGCCGAUUUCACCAGGUUGACUUUGGACACUAUUGCCCUGUGCACCUUUUCUCAUCGGUUUAAUUCCUUCUACACGGAAGCCGAACCUCCCUUUGUCCACGCCAUGGCCUCGUCCCUGCACGAAGCCGGAGUCAGGAACAGGCGGUUACCGGGGACAGGCUGGAUGUUUGGGAAGGCGAAUCAACGGUACAAGGAUGAUAUCGCUUUGCAGCAUCGGAUCGCUGACGAGCUCAUUCAAGAACGGAUCGAGGGGAAGGAUAAUGCUCCGGAUGACCUGUUGAGUACCAUGUUGAACGGCAAAGACCCGAAGACCGGCAAGGGGUUGAUCCCGGAGAACAUUCGAUACCAGCUGGUCACCUUUCUAAUCGCCGGUCACGAAACGACCUCGGGAAUGCUCUCGUUCCUCUUUCAUUACCUCUUGAAGACCCCCCGCGCUUACCAAGCCAUCCGGGACGAGGUCGAUCGGGUCUGUGGCAACGAGUCGGUCCGAUACGAACACCUGCAGAAGUUCAAGUACAUCGACGCGGCGCUCAAAGAGACCCUUCGGCUGAAGAGUACCGCUCCGGCCUGGGCGGUCGUGCCUAAAAAGGACGAGGUGAUCGGCGGGUGCUACAAGGUCGACAAGGGUCAAUCCAUCGUCGUGGUCUUGGACGCUCUGCAUCGAGAUCCCAAGGUCUGGGGGGACGACGUCGAGGAGUUUAGACCGGAACGCAUGCUGGAUGGGCGGUUCGAGGCUUUGCCACCGGACGCUUGGAAACCGUUCGGUAACGGUAUGCGAGGGUGUAUCGGCAGACCGUUCGCCUGGCAAGAAUCGUUGUUGGUCGUCGGCAUGCUCUUUCAACACUUUGAUAUGCGCCCGGACGACCAGUCCUAUCAACUAGCUAUCAAGACGUCAUUGACGAUCAAACCCAAGGGCUUUUACAUGCACGUGAAGCAGCGCAGAGAUCGACUCGUUACCAGCAUCGCGUCGGCUGCCAGUGACUCUCGUCAAGGCCAAGACCAGUCUGACAACGAGCCUCCCGUAUCGCAAGGUAACGGCAAAGGCCCUAAAUUGGCCAUUUACUAUGGAAGCAACGCCGGUACCUGCAAGGCUUUGGCCUACAAGCUGAAAGGCGAAGCGACCCGACGCGGCAUGAACGUCGAGAUUGAACAACUCAAUUCGGUCGCUUCCGGUGAUCUGCCUCGGGACCGCCCUGUGGCGAUCGUGACCGCCAGUUACGAAGGGCAGCCAACAGACGAUGCCAACUUUUUCGUCGAAUGGCUCAAAAAUGCCAAGGCCGACACGCAAAAGGGCGUCAAGUAUGCGGUCUUUGGGUGUGGUCAUCCGGACUGGGCGGCGACGUUUCACGCCAUUCCCAAGUUGAUCGACGACCGUCUGGCCGAUUGCGGGGCCGAGAGGUUGCGCGAUCGAGGCGAAGGGAACGCAGCUGUGGCCGAGCUGUUUGACCAGUUUGACGAUUGGGAAGCCGGGUUCUUGGAAAGAGCCGGCGGACAGGCGAGUGACUCUGAUGGACCCGGACUCACGGCCGACAUCGACAGCGAGAUACGCAAAAACCUGCUCCAGCAGCAGUCGCUGUUGUCGUGCAAGGUCAUCUCGAACGAGGUCAUCAGCAAGGGCGACGUCGACAUCAAGCGCAAGAUCGUCCUCGAGCUGCCCGAGGGGGUCGAAUACCGGACGGGUGACUACAUCGGUCUGUUGCCCGCGAACCCCAUCCCCGUCAUUCAGCGGGUCUUGGUGCGCUUCGGUCUGCACAUGGACGACGUGGUGACCCUGCACGGGACCGCAGGAGCGUGGACGUUGCCACUGGACGUGCCGAUCAGCGCGUUCGACCUCUUGGCCGCGUUCGUCGAGCUCGAAUCGCCGGUGACCUUGAAACAGGUCGAAAAGUUGAAGUCGUACGCCGCAAAGGAAAGCCAAGAACUCGCUCGGCUGGAUGAGUAUUGCAAGCCAGACGUCUUCAAGGCGGAGAUUGGUGACAAGCGGGUCGACCUGUUGUCCCUCGUCGAAGAGUUGGAACGUCUCGACAUGCCGUUUACCGACUUUUUGAUCGCCAUGCCGUCGAUCAAGAUGAGGCAGUACUCGAUCUCUUCGUCUCCCCUUGACGAUCCCAGACGAGCCGCACUCACCAUCGCGGUGAUCGAUGCGCCCCACAUCUCGGGUCGCGGCGUGAGGUACUAUGGGACGGCCACUCAUUUCCUCUCUUCGCUCGUCCCCGGCAGCCUGAUCCGAGCUGGGGUCAAGCCGUCUGGAGAACAGUUUCACCCCCCCGCGGACCCUUCGGUGGACAUUUUGAUGGCGGCGUCUGGGUCGGGGAUCGCCCCGUUCAGAGGGUUCGUGCAGGAGCGAGCGUUGCAAAAGGCCGCCGGACGUCAAGUGGGAAAGGCGAUGUUGUUCUACGGUUGUCGAUCGCCGGAUACGGACCUUCUGUACGACGAGGAGAUGCGAGAGUGGGAGCGGCAGGGGGUCGUCGAGGUUUUCCAUGCGUUUUCUCGAGCUCCGGAAGAGUCUGAGGGGUGUAGAUACGUCCAGGACCGCGUCUAUCACGAACGUAAAGAAUUGGCGGAAAUGUUCAAGAACGGGGCCAAGGUCUACCUCUGCGGCAGCGGACGGAUGGCCGGUGGGGUCAAGGAGACGUGUGCACGGAUCUACGCGGAUUACAAAGAGGUCGAGUUGGAAGAGGGUCGGGAGUGGAUGAAGGCUGUGCAGGCGGAGAGGUUCGCUACGGAUAUUUUCGGUUGAGCGAGGAUGGAGGCAGGGGUAAAGGUGAUUGGCAUGAUUGUGGAAGGGGCAGGAUCGUUCUCGUGGACUAGGUAGUAGAUGAUGCCAGGUCUUGUCGAUUGUCAGAACGACGUUCGUGAAACGGAUUACGUCGUCUGUUUUGCUGCGGAAAGGGUAACUUCGGGGUCUGUCACCGGCGGGCGGGAGGGAGAAAGUGGUCAGAUGUAAGGUUUGGGGGACUCUGGACGACGUACGACGACGUAUAUCGAUCAGCAU